Molecule: messenger RNA, 1792 nt
Organism: Talaromyces proteolyticus
Lineage: Eukaryota; Fungi; Ascomycota; Eurotiomycetes; Eurotiales; Trichocomaceae
Exons: 4
Coding region: 17-1612 (531 amino acids)
Biological process (GO): regulation of DNA-templated transcription
Molecular function (GO): DNA-binding transcription factor activity, RNA polymerase II-specific; zinc ion binding
Source: RefSeq, a predicted model, not a curated record
CGACGAGAUUGACAUAAUGGAGCCAGCGCAGGAAACACGUUGGCCAUGUGAUUUAUGCCACCGAUCUUACCAGCGCAAAGACCUACGAGACCGGCACCGGCGUCGCUGCGUUAAAUCCGCAGCUCGCAGUCCAGCAUCCAAGCGAAAAUCAUGUAUGGAAUGCUCGCGAUCCAAAAUACGAUGCGACCAGGUUUAUCCGACAUGCUCUCGCUGUGCUGCUCGGGGGACUGGCUGUAUUUACUCUCAUUUACCAUCUUCAACUCCUCCAACAUCUUCCGUCAAUCAGACCCAGGCGACCCAUCCGACCCCCGGAGGCAUCGAUGAACCAAGCAGCACAGCAUCAUUUGAAAGACCAGAAUCAUCGCAACAUGCCGAAAUCCUGCUUGGCGCUGACUGGGAUAUUGGCAUGGAUAUUGACGGUAAUAUCUCAGACAGUCUGUACUUUGACGAGCUACUCAAUCCGUAUUAUUUCCACCCCCAGGAUGUUUUAGCUACGGGAAGCACGGUAAAACCGAGCCAUAAUCGAAUGACCGAAUUGCAUGGAAGUGCACCGGAUCGAUCCAGGCUGCUAAGCCAACAUUCUGGUUCUUUGGGAUCUAACAUCUCCGGAUUGAAUUUUUUAAAUACAGUUACGCUGCGUAAUGUAUCCAUUGGUACUUCUCAAGUUUCCCCUUCACAGCGCGAAAAUGAACCAUUAGAGGAUGAACGAACUCCAGCCUCUCAAGGAAGAACCCAAACCGAAGUAGCGAAUUCCAGUCCAUCAAGUAUUUUCCCGCGACCUAAUGCAUCCCCUCUUCAACUACUUCUCCAAGACUUGUCUGCCGAGAGAAUGGCACAGAUAUUACAAUCAUACCCAGGAAGAAUGCUUCAAAAAUACGGCCAAGUACCAUUCAUACAUCGCCAAUUAUACAAUUACUCGGAGGAUUUAUUAAUCGAAGGCCCUUUAUCUACGGCUUUGUGCUUUAUUGCUGCACACAUCACCAAGACCUCUGUCACGGAAGAGUUUGUCUAUAGUAUAUUGAAUACCGAAAGACGCAGAUUGAUCCGGGAAUUUCAAUCAUCGAACAAUGAAUGUGCGCCUGCUACUGCUAUGGUGCAGGCUAUGUGUCUAUACCAGAUUGUCGCAUUAUUCGAUGACAAGAAAUCACCGACAGCACAUACGGUUGAGCUAUACCAGGGAAUUUUACUAAAGAUGGCACGAGAACUCCGUCGACAGUACCUCCAACACCCAAACACAAGCAACGACUGGCAAGAGUGGUUAAGGUAUGAAACCGUUCGGCGGACAUUCUUUCUCGUGCAUAUAAUCAACGUCCUUUCCUCGAGAAUGAAGCUACAAAGUAGUAUGUACUCUGAGCCUCUCGAUGACGACUUUAUCCUCCACGCGCUGUUGCCCCGAACCGCUGAUGUGUGGACAGCCACAUCGGCCGAGCAAUGGGGGUCGAUGGUAUGGCGGGGUAGUAACCAGGCCACAACCUGGGAAAUUGUGCAGGCGGACCAAUUGGUUCGGAGUCGACCAGAUGGACCGAGGUAUGAGGAGUUGUGGAGUCGACUGUCAGAGUUGGACGAGUUUGCGAGAAUGGUUGUUGCGUGCUCUGUUGAAAUAGAGCGAUAGUGUAGAGCCAUCGCGUUUUCGGAGCCAAAUGGUCAUGAACUUAUACAGAUGACAAACUCUCGCAUUUUGUUGGCCAUAGUCCGGCUUUUCACAAGUCCGAAGACGAAAUAAAGGAAAUUGUUUCCUCAUAAACUUUAUUCAGUAUCCUUCAUUUAUUCUAUUUGAUUUUUUUGACCUUUU